Molecule: messenger RNA, 1863 nt
Organism: Spodoptera littoralis (African cotton leafworm)
Lineage: Eukaryota; Metazoa; Arthropoda; Insecta; Lepidoptera; Noctuidae
Source: the annotation of a GenBank genome assembly
AUGCCUACACCCGACCAAAUUUUAAUGAGGAAGAUAAAAAAGCGAGAGAAGAAGAAGUUACAGCUUAUUAAUGCGAAAAUUAACGGGGAUACUGAAGACCAUGCAGAACCUGAACCAACCAUAGAAAGGGAAGCAAUAAAAAGACCAAACAAUGAAAAUGAAAAUGCAGUACCCAAAAAGAAGAAAAAGAAGGUGAAACAAGAAAUACAACCAGAACAACCAGACAACAAUGAAGCUGAAGAUGAGGAAAGGGGCAGUAGUGACGAAAGUAACGCAGACAGUCAACACAGCAUUGAAAAUGAUGCUGGUAAAGAAAAUCAAUUGCCAAUUUCCAGCCUAAGGCCCGGUAUAUUAUCCAAUAAAAAAUUCUCUGACUUAGAAGGCAAGAUUAGUGAACAAACUCUCAAGAGCCUUAAAGACAUGGGAUUCACUACUAUGACAGAGGUUCAAGCCAAAACUAUCCCUCUACUACUUGAUUUACAUGAUGUUGUGUGUUCUGCGAGGACAGGAUCGGGCAAAACUCUAGCUUUCUUAAUCCCAGUUGUAGAACUUCUCUAUAAACUUAAAUUUAAACCUAGAAAUUCUACUGGUGCAAUUAUUCUUUCACCAACGAGAGAAUUGGCUAUGCAGACAUAUGGACAGUUAAUGGGACUGAUGAAAUAUCAUAGUCAGACUUAUGGUUUGGUGAUGGGAGGUGCUAACAGAAAGAAAGAGGCGAGAAAACUAUUUGGUAUUAACAUAUUGGUGGCAACACCGGGUCGAUUGUUAGAUCAUAUGAAAAACACACCCAACUUUUACUACAACAAAGCAUUUUGUGUUGUGGUUGAUGAAGUUGACAGAAUGUUGGAGAUGGGCUUUGCAGCAGAAAUUACACAAAUCCUCAGUCGUCUACCAUCGGAACACCAAACAAUUUUUGUGAGCGCCACUCAAAGUAAGCAAUUAGAGGUCAUAUACCGUACCAUACCAUCUGCCUUUCCAAAGACCACGCCACUUUAUAUAGGAGUUGAUGACCAUAAAGAACAAGCAACUGUAGAGUCUUUACAACAAGGUUUUGUAAUAUGCCCGUUAGAAAAACGCUUGUUGAUACUAUACUCAUUUCUAAAGAGAACCCCAGAGAAGAAAAUCAUGGUGUUUUUCUCCACAUGUAGUUCUGUCGAAUAUCAUUAUAAGCUGUUUAACUAUAUAGAUCUACCAGUUAUGUCUAUACAUGGAAAACAAGAGCAAGCAAUACGUACAACAACUUUCUUCCAAUUCUGUAAUGCUGAAUCCGGAAUACUGCUAUGUACAGACGUGGCUGCUAGAGGAAUAGAUAUACCCGCCGUCGACUGGAUUGUGCAGUAUGAUCCUCCAGAUGACCCUAAGGACUACAUUCAUCGCGUAGGUAGAACGGCACGUGGCCUCAGAGCAAAUGGGCAUGCGUUGUUGUUGCUCCGUCCUGAAGAGUUUAACUUCCUCUACCAUUUGAAACGGGCCAAAGUUGUAUUGAAUGAAUUUGUAUUUUCUUUGGACAAAGUUUUCGAUAUUCAAGAGCCGCUAGAGAAACUGAUAUUAAGAAACGCUACCCUAAACCGGUUAGCCAAAGACGCGUACACGACUUAUGUAAGGGCAUAUGAUUCUCAUCAUUUGAAGAAUAUAUUCGAUAUCCAGUCUUUGGAUUUAAACGCGGCCGCAAAAUCCUUUGGUUUCGCAGUUCGACCAUAUGUUGACCUAAAAGUCGCUAGCCUAAAACCUAAAAAACAAAAACAAGACCGUAAACAUGGACACUCCAAAUCCCGCAAUGCACAAUCAAACUUUAAACAGAGAGCAGAAAAUCAGUCAAGCAGAAAUAAAUUUAAGAGACAACAAAAUAAAAGUCAAUAAUAG